Messenger RNA from Trichobilharzia regenti, 3202 nucleotides. NCBI's taxonomy places the organism in Eukaryota, Metazoa, Platyhelminthes, Trematoda, Strigeidida, Schistosomatidae. The record is from the annotation of a GenBank genome assembly.
GACAGUAGUUGAGGAGUGCGCUUACUAUUGUAGUAGUUCGUGUCAGAAUGUCGGAAAGGUCACGCGUUAACAAUUCAGGACCGUUGAAGAAGCCUGCUGAAAGAGGUUAUCCAGCUUCGUCUGGUUCUGUGUGGAGUUCCAAUACACCUAGUGAACGGGGUGAUAUUCCGUCGUCUUCGGAAGGCGAAAUUGCCUCGGAAGCUGCUCGCCAGAAAAAGAGCCAUCCAGUCCAAAAAGCUGUGUGAGUACUAUUCCUGUUGUUCCUUCAGAUAACACGACAUGUUUUGUCUUGAUGCCUAACUAGCUUUCGUUUCUUUGUUUCAGGUAUGAUAUAUCUACGGGUAUUUCGAAGUAAGUUGACGUCAAAUAAACUCUAACAGUAUUUGUCUUCAUUGCUUCCUUCGGUAACGCUCCCGAAUUGACUAUUAUUUUCAGACUAAACAUACAGAAGACACUCAGAAUACCGAAUAGACCAGACCAAGGAGGUACAAUCGGCAAGAAAGUCAAAGUCACUUCAAACUGUUGGGAUUUGACAUUUCAUCACAGAACGGUAUAUUUGUAUUUUGUGGAGGCCAACUCAGUUCAUCGAUUGGAAGCUAAGGAGGGCAGUAAAACUGAGAUAAGAAUGCCACCUAAAGAGUUGAGAUCUUUAAUUCAGCAGGUAGCUGACUCUUUACCAGAUACGAUCAUAUACGAUGGCGGUCACGCCAUAUACUCUGAAGAUCCGUUACCUGGUGUCACAACGGACCCCGUAGAAAGAGAGAUUGAGAUCAAGGAGCCGUUUGGUCGGGACCGCCUUCUUCUGAAGUACCGGAUUAUGGAAGUGCAGAAGGUAUCUACUUCCGAUAUCAGCCAUUUCAUAACGAAUCCGAAAGCGACCUCUAUGAAUAUGCCCCAAGAAUGUAUCAGAUUGUUAGACUGCAUCUUGAAGACGGUGUCAAAGCAGUCGUUUGUAUCCCUUGGACGCUCAGCCCUAUUUCAGCAAACACCAAUUAAAGUGGUUAUGGAUAAGCUUUUCACUAUUCAUAAGGGUUUCAUCAGUAGCGUGCGACCCCAAUGGAAAAUUCGUGUCAACUUGGAUAUGACGUGCAAGGCCUACUUUGUAUCCGGGAAUCUAGCGGACGUCAUGUACUCGAAGUAUGGAGACGAUAUGGUUAGAUGUAGCACUCAAAUGGCAUACGACUUGAGAAAGAUACGAGUUGAGACUGAUAAAUUCUACAAGAGCGAUGAUGGACGUGCAUAUUCCCGGCGCUUCACCGUGCACGGGAUAUCAUCACUACCAGCCGACCGUUUGAUGAUUGAGGAGUUGAACCAGUCCGUGGCUGAAUAUUUCAAGCGGCACCAUCAUAUCACUCUGAAGUAUCCAGAGCUGCCCUGUGUGAAGGUUGAUCAAAAGCGUGAAGUGUAUAUGCCUAUGGAACUGUUAAACAUUUUGCCCUAUCAAGCUCCUAAUGCGAGUAAAGCCGAUAUUGCGAGUGAAGUUAUCCGUUGUGCAGCAAUUCGACCACAGGAGCGCUUCAGAGAGCUGGAGAAUUUUGCCAAUAAUAUGCUGAAGUCCCACCCACUGAUCAAACAAUUUGGUUUGGCGAUUCAACCGAGGCCAGUGGAAGUUAACGCACGUGUUAUCCAGCCGCCAACUGCUGGCUUUGGUCGUUCCGGUGUACAACAGCUGACGGCAGGUAGUUGGAGCACGCCUAGCUUUCUUCACCCUGCCGGCGAAGGAGUAGAAAUAAUGUGGGCUGUACUUAGCAUUCCGCCUAAUCAGCGGUCUCAUGGUCAUGUACAGAAGGUGAUAUCGGAAUUGCCUAGAGCGGCCAGUCGCUUUGGUGUUCGGUUUAGCCCUCGACCGAUUGUGGCACAGUGUCCGAGAGGAGAACUAAACAGGAGGUUCGAGGAGUUUUCCAGACAAGGCUGUGGCUUCUUACUUCUCAUCCUGUACGAUGAACAUUUCUACUCAUCGAUUAAACGUCUGAGUGACCUGCAAAUGGGGAUUCGGACUCAAUGUGUACGAGCUCGUACUCUGGACAAACCGAACGUUUUCCCGAACCUGUUACUCAAACUGAAUGGGAAACUCGGCGGUGUGAACUGGCGAAUUCCUGACCUUAUUAAGGACAGUCAAGAGUUGGUUAUGGUUUUUGGAGCCGAUGUCACUCAUCCUGCGCCUACACAAACUCAUCAAAUUCGAAAGUCAGUAGCUGCUGUUAUUGGUAGUGUUUCACCCGAUCUUAUGAGGUACGGGGUAGUUAUCCGUCAGCAGGCAACCACAGAAAAGGGGAAUAAGGCAGCCAGAGAAAUAAUCGAUGAUAUGCGUCUCAGUGUCAAGGAGCUACUCCAGCUUUACCUGCGUAACACGAACGGGCGUUUCCCGACGCGCAUGAUAUUCUAUCGCGAUGGAGUUUCGGAGGGCCAGUUCGAAAAUGUGUUGGUGGAAGAGCUGUGUGCAAUUCAACGAGCUUGUGCAGAUGUCCGUCCUGGCGAGGAGCCAGCUAUCACUUAUAUUGUUGUGCAAAAGCGUCACCAUAUUCGAUUUAGACCAUCUGACCCCAGGUAAGGUAUUUGCUCAUGAUGUUUCCUGUGUACGUACUACACUUUAUUCGUGUCUUAACGGUCUGUUUGAAUGCUUUGUCAGGGCAAGAAACGUGGAGCCAGGAACCGUGGUAGAUACAGAUAUCACGCAUCCCAGGGAAUUUGAUUUCUACCUCUGCUCUCAGGAAGGGAUUCAGGGUACAUCGAAACCUGCUCACUAUCACGUGUUGUAUGAUGAUAGUAACUGGACAUCGAAUGCUCUUCAGAUGUUCACCUACCACUUAUGCUACGCGUACAUGAGGUGUUCGCGUAGUGUCUCGUGUCCAGCGCCGACUUAUUAUUCUCAUUUGGCUGCAUUUCGGGCACGUGAGUGGUUAUCGGACAUAGAGAAACCAGAGAUUCUGUUAGAUGCUGGUCGUUUCAGAGUUCACAGCAGUCAAGUUGACGGCAUGUUCUACUUAUAAACAGAUUUUGUUAUUUUCAUAUAAAUUGUAUUUCCUUUUGAAUCCAUCUUCCCUUUUAAUAGUAAUAAUAAUAAUCAUAAUAAUAAUAAUAGUAUAAUGAUAAUGAUUUACUUCAUUCCAAAAGCAGUACUUGUGAUACAGAAUGGGAUUUUCAGCAUUAAUCACGAUAUUGUAUCUAAUUCCCUCAAAUUAUAAAUAAAAUUAAUCACACA